This is a messenger RNA of Neopsephotus bourkii (Bourke's parrot), 1059 nucleotides long. RefSeq names its product E3 ubiquitin-protein ligase TRIM15-like. The record is from RefSeq and is a predicted model, not a curated record. The transcript has 7 exons. The coding region runs from base 1 to 738 and encodes 245 amino acids. NCBI's taxonomy places the organism in Eukaryota, Metazoa, Chordata, Aves, Psittaciformes, Psittacidae.
AUGGGCCCGGCCCAGCCUUUCUGGGAAAAGCAGCUUGGGGACGAGCAGCAGUGGGGCAAGGGUGGGAAAACACCCUUCAACGACGAGAAAAGCAGGAGAUUUGCUGGUUCGCACCCAAAUGUCCCCAUUCGGUUGGGAGCCGAGCAUGGGAACAGCCCAGGGGUGGUUCGAGGACCAGCAACCAACAUCCAGCCCAGAGGAAGCCACCUCAGUCACCUCCUGCUGCUGGAGAGGCCAAACCCUGCUCAGGACCAAGCAGCGAUGGAGGAGCAGCCGCUUGCUGCAGCCACGGAGCGUUUGGGGAGACCCAUUGAGGUCUAUGAGGAGAGGCUCCAGUCUCACCUGCGAGCUCUAAGGAAGGUGCUGGCGGAGCUUCUGGACUGGAGAAUGAGUGAAGAGAAGCAGCGCACGGAUUACCUGGCGAGGAGCGAGGCCGAGCGGGGCCGCAUCAGGGCUGAGUUCGAGCGGCUGCGGCGGCUGCUGGUGGAGAAGGAGAGCGCGGCACUGGCCCGGCUGGCAGAGCUCGACGCUGCCUUUGAAGCUGCUCAGGAGGAGAAGUCGUCACGGGUGGCUGAGGGCAUCGCACGGCUCCAUGUGCUCAUCGGGCAGCUGGAGGCCAAGCGCCUGCCUCAGGACAUCGGGAGCAUCCUAAACAGGUACGUGGCACCUUCCCCGCACCUUUGUGACCCUGUUGAACAUCCAGCUCCAUCGUGCCUCUUCCCAGCUGGAAUGAAAUGAAGCUUCAGCUCCCAUCCGGGCUCCCCACUGAACUGGAGAAGAGCCUGAGCUCCUGCCGGCACCAGCGGGAUGCUCUCCGGGAGGCCCUGAAGGAGCUCAGAGACAAGGGGAAAUCUGAACCAAACCCAGGACCUGGGAUCUUUCCCAGCAGAGAGAAAAAAGGUGACAUGACUCUUCAUGCCCCUUUCUUCCUGCCCCUACAACGGCCUCACCCUCGCACUGACCCACAUGGUUUUCCCUGCAGCAAAAGCAACUGCAGAUCCCAGCUGGGCUCCUCUCCCGCAGCUCCUGGCGGACAGGAAGACUGUGCGGUGGGAUGAG